Messenger RNA from Tachysurus vachellii, 2215 nucleotides. RefSeq names its product reticulon 4 interacting protein 1 (gene rtn4ip1). Bases 402 to 1586 code for a protein of 394 amino acids. Gene Ontology annotation, cellular component: mitochondrion. The record is from RefSeq and is a predicted model, not a curated record. Gene Ontology annotation, molecular function: oxidoreductase activity. Lineage: Eukaryota; Metazoa; Chordata; Actinopteri; Siluriformes; Bagridae. The transcript has 10 exons.
AUGUCCAGCAUGUUGUUUGUGUUUGACUUUGAGGCGCUGAUUAGCACGGUGUUGUUUAUGUUCCUGUAAUUUAUUCGUUGUUUUUUUUCCUACGUUUACUUAAAAAAGUAUAGAAGUAUAAAUAAGACGCGUAUGCAUUUAUUUAGUGUAGGACGUAAGCGAUGUUAAGGCACUUUAUACGACAGGUUACAGUUUGUGCCUAAUGUGUUGUUGCUAGUUCAGUGUGUGUAGGUGUGUGUAGGUGUGUGUGUAGGUGUGUUUCAGUGUGUGUAGGUUUGGGUCAGUGUGUGUGUGUGUAGGUUUGGGUCAGUGUGUGUGUGUGUAGGUUUGGGUCAGUGUGUGUGUAGGUUUGGGUCAGUGUGUGUGUGUAGGUUUGAGUCAGUGUGUAAUACACGUUAAACAUGCAGGUGUUCAGGAAGCUGGUGUGCGGUGUGUGUGUUAGUCUGAACAAACACACAGGAGGUGUUCGGACACUCAGCACUUCUUCACACAGGGCCCAGUCUGUAAUGCAAGCUUGGGUCAUUGAUCAGUACGGAGACAACAGUGUGCUGAGAUUCACCACAAACGCUGCUUUUCCUGUUCUACACUAUCCAAAUGAGGUGAUAAUCAAAGUGCAGGCAGCCGGACUCAAUCCUCUGGAUGUCAACAUGAGAGGAGGUUACGGUGCUGCCACUAUGGCCAUGAAACGCGACCCUCUGAACAUUAACAAGUCUAGCAGCGAGUUCCCUCUGAUCCUGGGCCGUGACGUGUCAGGGGUGAUCAUGGAGUGUGGCCUGGACGUGGGCUACUUUAAACCUGGAGAUGAGGUUUGGGCUGCGAUUCCACCAUGGAAGCAGGGCAGUUUGGCAGAGUUCGUGGUGCUCAGCGCUAACGAGGUUGCUCACAAGCCUAAAUCGUUGGGUCACACAGAUGCAGUGUCUCUCCCGUAUGUCGCAGCUACAACCUGGUCAGCUCUCGUCAACACAGGCGGCCUGAACAAAGACAACUGCUCUAAAAAACGAAUUCUGAUCCUCGGAGGUUCAGGUGGAGUCGGAACAUUUGCCAUUCAGCUGCUGAAGGCGUGGGGCGCUCACGUGACAGUGACGUGUUCCCAGAAUGCCGAGCGGUUAGUGAGGAGUUUAGGGGCAGAUGAUGUGGUGGAUUACAGCAGCGGGCCGGUGGAGAGAAAACUGUGUGAUGUGGACAAGUUUGAUCUUGUUCUGGAUAACGUCGGUGGAGAGACGGAGAAAUGGGCGCUAACGCUGCUUAAGCCCUGGUCCGGCGCUAAGUACGUCACCUUGGUAACGCCGUUCCUGCGCAACACCGACCAGCUCGGCCUCUGCGACGGCAUGAUGCAGACUGCUGUCACCAUAGCAACCAAGGCAGUAAAGCACCUGAGUAACGGCGUACACUAUCGCUGGGGCUUCUUCUCUCCGAGCGGCUCUGUGCUGGAUGACGUGAGCGAAAUCGUGGACACGGGAAAGAUACGUCCGGUGGUGGAGGAGACGUUCCCCUUCUCUCAGGUCCCUCAGGCCAUGCAGAAAGUGGAACAGGGCCACGCCCGUGGCAAAACCGUAGUAACCAUCGCCGAGGACCGGCCAGAGUAACCGACAAGGAAAUGGGGAUCGCUCACUGUGGAUAGAUCAGUCUCCAUGGAAACAGAGACAAUCCAGCAGCUCGGCACUAACGCGGAGUCUGUGUGCACUGAUCAGACCGAUCUGAUCUGAUCUCACACUCAGAACACAUUUACAUGAAGCAGGUUAACACAUGACUUUCAACCAUCACUAGACACACACACACUCCUCGUCUCCAGUGGGCGUGGCCUGACACCGUAGUAAUACUGUUUCGUAAAGCAGCUCACUGCUCAUCACUUUUGCAUAGAAUCUUAAGAAUUUUCCUUCAAUCUUCAUCUGUCGAAAAACCGUCCCAUAUUUCCCAUAAUUCCUCUUUACCACGCGAACAGACGUCUAAACGUGUCCAAGUGCCGAAGUUGUUUAAAAUAAAUCGUUUGCAAUAACAAGCAGCUGUUUGGAUGAAGUUGUACGGCGUAGCAAAAAGUUCUACAAAAUGACAAAAGCUCACAGAGAAUCACACGAAUAACGAAGCUGAAAUGAUCUGGAUGUUUCUCUAAAGAGGAAAUUGUUUUCAGUGAUUAAAUCUGUUUAGUUUUGCAGGUUUAGAAAGACACUUCAGAGUGAGAGGAAAAGUGUCAAGAUGUUAAUCUGUGUGUGUGUGU